Molecule: messenger RNA, 384 nt
Organism: Funneliformis mosseae
Lineage: Eukaryota; Fungi; Glomeromycota; Glomeromycetes; Glomerales; Glomeraceae
Source: the annotation of a GenBank genome assembly
AUGGAAAUAGAUGAUGAAUAUACUAAAAUAAAAAAAAAGAAAGAAAAUUCAGAAAUUGAUAAAAUAAAAGAAUAUAGUAUCAUUAAAGAUUUAGGAGAACAAAAAGCAAAUAUCACUUUCAAACAACUAAUUAAAGAAUCUAAAAAAAUAGAACAAGAAUUAAAGAAUGUAAUAAAAAGACCAGUAUUUCAAGAAUUGAAAAACAUAGAAAAAGAACACAGAAAAUUAAAAAGAAAAAUUGAUAAAGAAGAAGAUAUAUUUAACCUAAAAGAAACUUACAAACUUAAUGAAUAUGAAGUAAGAACAGAUAAAAUAAUGGAAAAACUUUAUAAUAGAAUAGAAGAAAGUAAAGAAUCAGAAAAUAAUAAUUCAGAUAAAGAUUGA